Lactuca saligna is the source of this 303-nucleotide messenger RNA. Lineage: Eukaryota; Viridiplantae; Streptophyta; Magnoliopsida; Asterales; Asteraceae. The record is from the annotation of a GenBank genome assembly.
AUGUCGGGUAGUAGAAGCGAACCUCAACAACAUGAAGAGGUUGAAAUGACUCUAAUUGAGAUGGAUACUACUCAAAAUGUUAUGCAAGCUACUCCUAAUGAAGUUGAAUCCAGUAGCUCAUGGGAUUUUAGUCAGUAUAUACAAGUUACUCCGCCUAAAAGUUAUGAAGGUGAGGAGGGUGUUGUGGGUGAGGAGGUUGUUGAUGCUGAGGAGGGUGUUGUGGGUGAGGAGGUUGUUGGUGCUAAUGUUCAAGUUGAUGAGGUUAUUCCUAACAUCAAAGUUGUUGCUAAUGUUCAAAUUUAG